Molecule: messenger RNA, 4964 nt
Organism: Vidua chalybeata
Lineage: Eukaryota; Metazoa; Chordata; Aves; Passeriformes; Viduidae
Gene: KIF18B
Product: kinesin family member 18B
Biological process (GO): microtubule-based movement; microtubule depolymerization; mitotic sister chromatid segregation
Cellular component (GO): mitotic spindle midzone; nucleus; kinesin complex
Molecular function (GO): microtubule binding; ATP hydrolysis activity; ATP binding
Source: RefSeq, a predicted model, not a curated record
CCGGGGCCGGAUGCAGUACCCUCUGCGAGGGGUUUUGGGACCCCAGAAGAGGUGCAGGCACAGUGAGGAGGCCGUGGCUUAAGAGGGCGUCAGGUCGUGAGGGGCUGAGCGGGCACUGAGGGGACGGUGUUACCACUAUGGCGUAAAUAGGUAUAGGAGCGGUUUGGAGCCGAGGCGCCUCUCCCUGCGGAUCGCCCUGGAUCCCCUUCCCGAGGAGGCUCCGUGAGCACCGUCAGCAUUCCCGAGGGAGCGGCUCCUUGCGCGGGUUUGUGGCCGGCGGCGCGGCCCGGCCGCACACCACGGGCAGCCUGGGAGCUGCACAGGAGAUCUGCCCUGCAGGUGCCUCGGAAAGGAACCACCGCGCACUGAACACAGCGCCCAGCGCACGGUACAGCCCAGGACUGGCAACAUUUCCCACCGAAUCCUUCAAAAUGCUUAAAGGACUCUGGGCUCGCUCUGUCCCCGCCCAGCCCGGCUCAGAGCCUGCUCGCCCGGACCCGCUGCAGGUGCAGGUGCAGGCGCAGCUCUGCACUCGAUCCACUGCAGUAACUGCACCAAAAUGCUGCACAACGGAGAGGCUCAAACCCACUCGUAGAACUGGUGUGCAACCUGCUCAAGAAGUUUUAACACACUCCCUUUGUUUCCUCCCUGCUGCAAGGAUCCCAGGUGAACUCAUCCAGCACCAGCAGUUGGAUGUUUGGAGAAGGAAGGCGGGCUGGGGUCCCACAUGGGUCAGCAAUUGCUCGGGAAACUUUCUAGCCAUCCAUCCCAGAGCCCCUCUGGCAGUCACGUUCUUACUCCUCCAGACUGGCACUGCUGGGAUUGAAGGCCCCUCAUAGCAGCAGCUCCAGAGAUUGCUCAACAGGAAUUCCUCCCUUGAUUUUAACGGGGCAUUCCUGCUAAUAUACUCAAAGGAAAAGUUUCAAGGGGUUUAACACUGCCCUGAUACACAUCAUUAUUGCAGGUACCAAACAACAAAAUUAAGGUCAACAGAGUUGCCAUAGGCCAGAAAGGAUUAUCAAUAUAAAAUCACAAAAAAGGUUUGAUCAUUCCCUACCUAUUGACAUACUGGGUCAGUCACCUGGUGCUGGCAGUUGGAUGUUUGGAGAAGGAAGGUGACCUGAGGUCCCAUCUGGGUCAGAAACUGUUCAGGAAACUUCCUGUCAUCCAUCCUGGAGCUGCUCUGGCAGUUGCACUCCCACCCCAGACCGGCCCUGGUGGGGCCAAGGCCAUCAGCAGAGGGGACCUGUUGGCUCCCCCACACCCCAUCCCACAUUUGCUCCUGAUUUCCUCUCCAGCUCAGUCCCAGGCUCUGCUUCCUUUAAGGAAUUUUAUCGAGCUGCAGCAGCUCAAUAACAGCUUGAGAUGGAGCCUCUGGGGAGGGACCCCAACAAAGGAUCUCCCAGGUUUCCAUCCCCUCCCAGUCUGUGCACCUGGCAGUGGGGUCUUCCUGCUGAGCCAUCCUCUCCUGCUGUGUCCGAGUGUCCGGUUACCUGCCUGGCACUGCAGGGCCCUGGGCCCUUUGGGUCAGUGCCAGGUGCUGGCCAUUUGCUGGAGGCUUUGGCCAUUUUCCCCACAGAGCUCACCCUGCAGUUCCCAGGGCAGCUGCCCCACAAGCUUUCUCACUAAAUGUGGUCCUUAACACGAGGGACCCUCAUUACACACCCCAGACUGUGACAGAGCAACAUCCCCAGACACCCUAAUCCACAGCUGCACCUUCCUUCAUCCCCUUCAAAAAUCCACACACGGUCCCUCAGGACGUCCUCAUCCCUGAGCUGGAGGGACACAGCUGCGAGGGGUGGGCUGCUGUGGGGGUGAGGGGCUGGCUGGCCGGAUGCAGCCACAGGGCUGUGGGCAGUGGCCCCUGUCCUGGGGAAGGCCGGUGGCCAGGGUGUCCCUGAGGGCUCUGGGUGGCACUGGGGCUCUGCAGUCCCUUCCUCACUGACACGGACAGUGGCUGGAGCCCGCCCUCAGCGUGUCCACAAGGGUGACACGAAGCUGUGGUGCAGGUGACAUCCAGGGGGACCUGGACAAGCUCGAGAAGUGGGACCAGAACACGAUGAAGUUCAAUAAAGCCAAGGAAGGGGCUGCACCAGGGAAAGCCAAGGGAAGGGGCUGCACCUGCGCAGGGACCAGCACAGAGUGGGAGAAGAGCCGAGAGCUGCCCUGCAGAGAAGGACUUGGGGGUUCCGGUGGAGGAAGAGCUGCACCCGAGCCAACAGCGAGCACUGGCAGCACCAAACGCCAAACGCAUCCUCGGCUGCAGCAAAGGAGGAGUGGCCAGAGGAGGGUGAGAGAGGGGAUGCUGCCCCUCCGCUCUGCGGAGCUGUAACGAGAUCACCUCUUAGGGUCCCGUCCAGCAUAAAUCCGUCAGUGAGCCGUGGUUCCACGGUAAUGAAUCCUUGGGGAUUCCGUUGGUGCCAGCACAGCUCCAUGGCUACCAGCGGCACGAGUGACAACGUUCCAGGGCUGAGGGGCACCGGUGGAACCCUGAGCGCGAGUGACAACGGCCGGGCUGUCUGUCCCUCCCGGCGCGUCCCGGCCGCGCUGGCAGCGCUCGGCCGCGCUCCGGUCGCUGCUCCGCUCUCAGCGGGGCGCUGCAGGCGGAAGCGAUUGCGAAGGCCGUUCCCGGUGACCGAGGCUGUGCCUCGUCCCUUGCACGGCAAUGCCGACCCCACGCACCACAUGAGGACCCAGAUGAUUGGAUCGGGAGCCGUGUCCCCGAGCAGCCCGAUGCCCCAGGCCCAGGUGCCAGUUGGGGGGCAGAGCCCACCCCAGGAGGGCUCCGUGGCCGUGGUGCUGCGUGUGAGGCCGCCCAGCCCCCGGGAGCGAGCUGCACCCGCUGUCCUGCACGUCCUGAACCAGCACGCGGUGCUGCUCAGCUCCGAGGAGCCCGGCGGCACCACGCCGCUCGCCUGCUGCCACAGGCGCCCCCUCAAGAACCUCGAAUUUGAGUUCGACCACGUUUUCGACGAGAGGGCCACGCAGGAAGAGGUGUUCCAGCACACCACGCUCCCUCUGCUGGACACCCUCCUCGCUGGCUACAACUGCUCCAUGUUUGCCUACGGUGCUUCGGGAGUCGGGAAAACCCACACCAUGAUGGGCUCCAAGACCACCCCUGGCAUCGUGCACCUGGCCACGGUGGAGCUGUACAAGAGGCUCGAGGCCAUGAAGGACAAGGGCUGUGAGGUCCUGGUCUCCUACCAGCAGGUGUACAAAGAACGCGUCUAUGACCUGCUGGAGCCCCAGGGCCCGCUGAAUGUCUGGGAGCAGCCUGGGAGAGGACCCGUGGCACAGGGUCUCUCCUUCCACCAGCCCACGUCAGCAGAGCAGCUCCUGGACAUGUUGGCCAAAGGCAAUAAAAACCGAGCACAGUGUCCCACCAAGGCCAACGCCUCCUCCUCCCGCUCCCACGCCAUCUUCCAGAUCCAGGUGAAGCAGUGGGACACCACUGGCGGCCUCCCCAGGGACCCACGUGUGGCCAAGCUGAGCUUCAUCGACCUGGCGGGCUCGGAGCGAGCCUGGGACACCUCGGACAGGGGAGAGGGGCUGUGGGAGGGCACCAGCAUCAACCGCUCGCUGCUGGCCCUCAAAAGCGUCGUCCGUGCCCUGGCGGGAGCCAAGAGCCACGUGCCGUUCCGGGACAGCAAACUGACGCUGCUGCUGAAGGACUCGCUGGGCGGCAGCUGCCGCAGCACCGUGAUCGCGGCCGUGAGCCCCGCGGCGCCCGCCGGCCCCGACACCUACAGCACGCUCCGCUUCGCCAGCCUGGCCAGGCGCAUCCUGCUGCCGUCCCUGCAGGGCACCGGGAUGUCUCCCUGCAGCUCCAGAGCAGCCUCCCCGCUCAAUCUGCAGUUCCAGGCGAGGACACCAAGUCCCCUUCUUCAGGACCUGCAGGACCAGGAACAGAACCUCAGCCCUGAUGAAAUUACUACGAAGACAAAGGAAGUGAAGGUCCUGGCACUGGAGGUUUCCACAGGGCUGGAGGAGUCCACAGGGCUGGAGGAUUCCACAAGGCUGGAGGAGUCCAUAGGGCUGGAGGAAGCUGCACCUCCCUGUAGCCCCGCAGAGCCCAGUGAGGCUGCCCCAGCCCCAGGAAUGAAGCUGAGCUGUGCCGCCGAGGCUCCUGUCACCAUGCCAGAUCUCCCUGUGCCCAGCACCGACCCGGAAUGCUCCCAGGAGCUCUCCCCGUGCUCCAGUCCCAGGCCGAUGUCUCCGGGGCCGGUUAAGAGGAUGCUCGAGUCGAGCAGCGAUUCCCAAUCAGAAAAUUCCCGCGGCUCCGGAACACGGAGGAAGCGCCAGCGGAGUCGUGGGAAGGCAGCAGAGACUCCGCGGGCAGCGCAGAGCCCCGCGCAGAGCUCCCCUGUGUCCCCGGAGCCCCGCUGUAUCAGUCGCCAGCCCUCCCCGCCGGCGGGCACCCAAAGCCCUGGCACCCCGGCACCAGCGCCUGCACGGACCCCCAGCCCCCUGCCCGGGCCGGCUCCAGGGCUGCUUCCCCCGAGCGCUGAGCAGCAGCAGCCAGAGCUCCGGGCAGCCCUCCCGCGUCCAUCCCCCAGCACCUCUCCCAGUGUCCAAACUCCAAACGCCUCCAGUUCCUCUCUGCCUCGCUCUUCCUGCAGCUCCGCGAGCAUCCCCUCCUGCCCCGCCGUGCCCUCCUGGCCGUGGUUCCAGCUGCGUCCCGGCGUUUGUGCCCCCUCUGUUGGCUCAGUCCUCUACGUGUGUUUGCAGGUUAUGAGUGGCUUUAGGAAAUAAGUUACUGUGUUUUUAAUAAUUUGUUCUGUCCCAAAUCCAAGGGCCAACACGUGGCUGUUCUCUCCUGCCCCCCUCUCGUGUGGGGAGCCUGGAAAAGGCUCUUGCUCUGGGGUCGGGCUCCAUCCAUCUUCUCCGCCAUCCCAGGGCCUGUGGGUGCCUCUGAUGUGGGAGGCCUGGGCCCUCUGCUGAGUGUCCCAGAGUGCAGGUGAGGG